This is a messenger RNA of Exaiptasia diaphana, 3193 nucleotides long. Its product is annotated as protein kinase C iota type. Gene Ontology annotation, molecular function: protein binding; ATP binding; protein serine/threonine kinase activity. Bases 473 to 2194 code for a protein of 573 amino acids. NCBI's taxonomy places the organism in Eukaryota, Metazoa, Cnidaria, Anthozoa, Actiniaria, Aiptasiidae. The transcript is spliced from 17 exons. Gene Ontology annotation, biological process: protein phosphorylation; establishment or maintenance of cell polarity. The record is from RefSeq and is a predicted model, not a curated record.
ACGAAGAUUUCCUUAAUAGGUUUUCAAUGAAGUUUUUGAUGUGUGUUGAUAAGCAUUUCACUUUGGCCAGCUAUACUCMCAACCCACCCUYAGCUUUCACAAGUAUUUCUCACUGACUGACUUGGAUUUAUAAACAUUAUCACAGAUUAUGUGUUCUAGAAUUCAUUGAUUAUGUAUUCUAGAAUUCCUGUGACUCAUUGAAGACUUGGGAUAUUUUUAUUCACAAGAACCAAAACACAGGCUUUACUAAGAAUAAAUAAAUAAUGAGUCAAACAAUCUAGCCAUUACACCUGCUAGCUGAAUAUCAAGUCCACUAGACCUCUACUUGGUUGGAUGAUAAUAUGUUACAGAAGCCAUGAAACACAGCUAUUGACAUAGAGAAAUCCAUGGCUUAGUGAUGGAACCAUGGUUCUUUAUUAAUGGUUCKCRAAGCCAUGAUUAAAAUAUUGGAAACAAGUGAUACCUUUUAGCCAUGAAUUUCAGACGAUUCUCGAUGAGUUUCUCCAUUGCAUCACAGCUUGAUGAUGAGUCAGACAAGGAGAAUACUGAAAAUAACUUCUUGAGGCAGGCAUCAGAACGGUUUAUGAGGUCAAUACGACGAGCUAAAGGAAGCCUUUCAUGGAGUUUUUCGUCGUUUCGACCRCAYGAGGARGAAUCACCUACAAAGCAGAAACGUCCACGUUCUGUUGCUUUAGGAGAGGAUUUUCCUAUCUUUGAGAUUUCAAGCUAUUUUGGAAACAUUUAUAGAAGGGGAGCGAAAAGAUGGAGAAAAAUCCAUAUCGUCAACGGACAUUCAUUUGUAGCCAAACGAUUUAGCAGACUUGCAGCAUGUGCUUUCUGUUCUGAUAGAAUAUGGGGUCUUGGCAGAUCUGGUUAUAAGUGUCUAGAAUGUAAACUUGUCGUUCAUAAAAAAUGUCACAAACUCAUCAAAGUUCAGUGUGGUCAACAACUUAUGCAAACUUCUCAAACAAUACACUCAUCGUUACCGCCCAUCGGUGCUAUUGGAACAAAAAUACCCAGUACUGAUGAAACAGGACCCAAACGAACUCGUAGCGAUAGUCCUGCUACCAGGAAACGUGGUUUGGUAAGCGUUGACUACAGCAAUCAAUCAAGAUCACGUGAUCCUGAGGACGGCUACAGCUCACUAGUGUCAGUUAACGAUUUUCAUCUCAUCAGAGUCAUUGGUCGGGGUAGCUACGCUAAAGUCAUGCUAGUUGAAUAUAAGAAAACUGAAAGAAUAUACGCUAUGAAAGUAGUUAAGAAAGAAUUGGUCGAUGACGACGAGGAUAUCGAUUGGGUUCAAACAGAGAAACACGUCUUCGAGCAAGCAACGAAUCACCCUUUUCUUGUAGGAUUACAUUCUUGUUUUCAGACGACUAGUAGGUUAUUUUUCGUUAUUGAAUAUGUUAGUGGAGGAGAUCUCAUGUACCACAUGCAACGACAAAGGAGACUGCCUGAAGACCAUGCCAGGUUUUAUUCUGCGGAAAUCUGUUGUGCGUUGAAUUUCCUUCAUGAAAAAGGUAUAAUAUAUCGUGAUCUCAAGCUAGAUAACGUGCUGUUAGACAGCGAUGGACACAUCAARAUAACUGACUAUGGCAUGUGUAAGGAGGGUUUACGACCUGGCGACAUGACAAGCACGUUUUGUGGUACACCAAACUACAUCGCACCAGAAAUCUUACGUGGGGAAGAUUACGCAUACAGUGUCGAUUGGUGGGCAUUGGGUGUUCUAUUGUACGAGAUGUUGGCUGGACGGUCACCGUUUGACAUUGUUGGUAGUGCAGACAAUCCUGAUCAAAACACAGAAGAUUAUCUCUUCCAAGUUAUUUUGGAAAAGCCUAUACGAAUCCCUCGAUCGCUAUCAGUCAAAGCUGCUUCUAUUCUUAAAGGGUUUUUAAAUAAGAAUCCUCUUGAACGACUUGGUUGUCAUGCGCAAACUGGUUUUGCUGACAUCACGUCACAUGUAUUUUUCAGAAGUGUCAACUGGGAACAGCUUGAGGCGCGUCAGGUAACGCCGCCCUUCAARCCACACAAACAAGACCAAUACGGWCUGGAAAACUUCGACCCUCAAUUUACCAAUGAAGAUGUUCAGUUCACUCCAGAUGACCCGAAAGUUCUGGAAAAUAUAGACCAAACAGAGUUUGAAGGCUUCGAGUAUAUCAACCCUCUUCUCAUGUCUGCAGAAGACACUGUAUAGUCYGGUCGAACCUCUCUACACCGACCAUAUCAACACAAUUGUUUCUAAUGUUCGUUUAUUAGGGGUUGUUCUUACGUAAAAGUGUCUUAGGAUUGGUUGAUGUAGUUGGUGGUMGUUAAGUAAAGAUUGUCUGGUAGAGGUUGUAGUUUUUGUGGUGUUUGCUCUUUCAGUGUUUGGAAAUUGUCGAAAUUCUGARGUAAAGUUGUUGUGUGAUGGUUUGAAAACUUAUUAACUAUAUCUUCUUUGUGAYUGAGAUCAUUUUAGUAUGGCAAUUGUAGUAUACGGGUUUUUUUUGGUGAGAUGGUUGUUGAAUUGAGAUGAUGCGUUUCAAUGGAAGGUGGUCRUUACGAAGUGUCACUCGUUAUACAGAAAACAAUGGUUUUAAWGUGGCGAUCAUUGUAAAUGGACUGUUGUUGCAUAGAGGUGGUCGUAGUUGGGUUUGCAUURUAAAAAGAUAGUCAUUGUGUAGAGUUUGAGAAGAUUUGUAAACAGACGGUCGUUGUGUAAAUCAGUGAUGGUCGAUGYACAGAGGUGGUCGUUAUGCUUGCAUAGGUAGAAAUAAUGUGUUGAGGUGGUCGUCUUUUAGAAGCGGUCGUUGUUACUGAACAAAAGAAUAAAAGAAUUAGGCUAUACAUGUAUUAAUUUGUAAUAUAGCUAGAGUGAAAAAAAUGAUGUUGAAGUAAAAAAAAAACACGUGAAAAAAUAAUAAAAUUAUAUGAAUACCGCACCGUGAAAAAGAUAUUACACUAGGAUACUUAUUGUAUUGUUUCCUUUUCUGGCUAUUAGCUAUCACACUUUGAAAUCAGUCGCAAUUUGUUUUCACAUAUAAUUGAAUGACUACGCUCUAAAUCCGUGAAACGAAURAAAUAGGCAAUGUAGACAAAUAAAURGCGUCAAAASAGCSACUUUUAGGACUUAGYUGUARACUGAUAAGUAUUUCACGGUUUGUGGCUUCACUGUUGAAACAUCACAAUAAUAAUUAAAAUAGGGAAAACUGAA